This is a messenger RNA of Fusarium odoratissimum NRRL 54006, 1244 nucleotides long. RefSeq lists its product as uncharacterized. NCBI's taxonomy places the organism in Eukaryota, Fungi, Ascomycota, Sordariomycetes, Hypocreales, Nectriaceae. The record is from RefSeq and is a predicted model, not a curated record. The transcript has a single exon. Bases 266 to 868 code for a protein of 200 amino acids.
AAUCUCCCGCUUCACUCUGUUGUGCUGGACACAAAGCGGAACCCUCCCCUUCAUCGAUCGAUCAUAGGCCUGACAGCAUUAGAGACAGUAUAUCCAGGGGUUGGGCAAAAUACUCACCAAAUGCUCCUUUCCAUACAGAUGAUCCUCAAUAUUCUUACCAAAACUUUUGCCGUAGCAAGGCAAGUCUAGAAUACGACACACGUCUACGUCCUCUUCAUAUUCCCAGUCGACGAAUGAGUUUGGGAGGUGCUUGUACAUUUUCUCGAUGGUAUACUUAAGGUCCUCCUCUGCCAUCUUCUCAGACAAGGGUGCGCCGUGUCUAUUGUACCGUUUAAUUCUGACGCUGAUGAACUCAGAGAGUUUCUUCAUCUCUGCGAUGGUCUUCGCUGUAGUUUUGGCAGGCGUUUCGGCUCUGAUCUUUUCUGCCUUCUUGACUUUGAGGGCUUUUACUAGGGCGGCCCUCUCCUUGGUGAGUCCAACUUUCUCCUUUGUGAGUUCGGCCUUUUCCUUUAAGAGAUCUUCUUUGGACUCUUUCGUCUUGUUAUUCUUCUUCUUGUUGGCUUUCUCGGCCUUUUUGUUGGCUAGUUUGACCAUUUCGAUGUCGAUAUUAGGCUCAGGCUUCUUGGCUUCAGGAACUUCAAAGUCUUUCUCGACGUCAAGUUCAAGUUCCCGGAUCUCUUUCUCAAUCUCUUCGUUUGCUGCAGGAGUUGGUCAGGUUAGAAAAACGAUAGAAGAUAUGUACCUACGGAUAGCCACGAGACACUCGCGAGUGCAACUUUUGCAUUUGUCUGGGGCGUCAUCGGGCUUCUCUAUCGCCUUACUGUUGGGGUAUCGCAGGAUAGGAAGAGUUGGGUUGUUGCGAAAGUAAAUCUUUCCGUUUUUAUCGCGCCAGAUGACUUGUGGUUCAGGUUUGAGCUCAGCAUCCAGCGGCUCUGGUGGGCGAGUGAUGAUUUGGAUCGUAGGUUCAUGCAUAGUUACGCGGGCGGAGGAUGAACGAGUCGGGAGUAUGAAGUUGCUGAUGAGAGGAGAAAAGUGAGAUGAAGAAGUCAAGGAGAGGAUUUAUGCACGUGCGGGAGGAAAAGGACAAAGUAAACAAAGGAUGAAUAAAUUAGUUUGGUGAUGAAUCACGGGCUGCCACUGGCAAGUGUAACUUGAGCUAGCAGCGUUGCUGGCACUUUCGACAUCAGAUGUGGUCGGUCAGCCACGAAUACACAUGAGAAAUAGAAUCCAACUCAAAAGGCGGA